CAGCGCCGCAAUCUGGAUGGCGCAAUGAGGUGUUGCAACAGUACACACAUCAAGUCUCACGAGCCCUGCGGUGGAAAGUCACAGCAUAAAGAUUGCAGCCGGUCUAAUAACAAGACGUGACACAUCGUGACUGAGAGUUCGAGCUUGAGCUUACAUACCGACUUGGGGGCCUUUUGGCUAAAUUGUUGCGGCUUUGUGAUCCAAGUGCAGCCAAGAGCUUCAUUGCCACAUCGAAAUCAUGGCGACGCAAAGCCUAGUCGAUCCGACUCGCGAUGCUCUUUUCAACUAUGACUCCGCCGAGCAGAAACAAAUUUCAUCAGUCAAGCCAUGGAAAUCAGACCCCCAUCACUUCAAGUAUGUACGAAUUUCGGCAGUGGCUCUUGUAAAGAUGGUCACACACGCAAGAUCUGGUGGGGAUCUGGAAGUCAUGGGCUUGAUGCUCGGUCACGUAGAUCAUGAAACAUUCAUCAUCACAGACGCUGUACGAUUACCAGUCGAAGGUACCGAAACUCGAGUCAAUGCCCAAGAUGAGGCCAACGAAUACAUCGUCAAGUUCUUGGAAAUGUCGAGACAAAAUGGACAGCUGGAGAAUGCGGUGGGUUGGUACCAUAGUCAUCCGGGCUAUGGCUGCUGGUUGUCUGGUAUUGACGUCGGCACGCAACAUGCGCAACAGCAAUUUACUGAUCCGUUUGUGGCCGUCGUCAUCGAUCCGCAUCGAACGAUCAGUGCUGAAAAGGUGGACAUCGGCGCGUUCCGCACAUAUCCUGAAGGUUACAAGCCCGAUACGUCCGACGCAAUCGCGGACAGCACAGGCGCUGUUCCCAUGGCAAAAGCUCAAGACUUCGGCGCUCACGCCGACAGAUACUAUCCUCUAGAGGUUCUGCACUUCAAAUCUUCUCUCGAUAGCAAACUCCUGGAGGCGCUCGGGAACAAAUACUGGGUACAAACACUGUCGUCCUCCCCUCUUGACACAAAUCAAGAUUACGUGACAAAGCAGAUUGAAGAUUUAGCCGCAAAGACAAAAUUGGGCAAUGGCCGAGACGAGCAGUUGUCUAAGCUUGUCAGAGCCGCUGAAAAGAUCGCAAACGAAGAAAAGACGGGUAUCCUUGCUUCUGUGGUCAAAGAUCGAAUAUUUUCUGCCGAUGGUAGUGCUGUCCCGGUGGCCGAAGCCGAUACACAAAUGGCUGAGGCGAACCCGAGCUAA
This is a messenger RNA of Dissoconium aciculare CBS 342.82, 1204 nucleotides long. Its product is annotated as COP9 signalosome complex subunit 5. Gene Ontology annotation, biological process: protein deneddylation. Lineage: Eukaryota; Fungi; Ascomycota; Dothideomycetes; Mycosphaerellales; Dissoconiaceae. Gene Ontology annotation, molecular function: protein binding; metallopeptidase activity; deNEDDylase activity. Gene Ontology annotation, cellular component: cytoplasm; COP9 signalosome. The record is from RefSeq and is a predicted model, not a curated record. The transcript is spliced from 2 exons. The coding region runs from base 239 to 1204 and encodes 321 amino acids.